Molecule: messenger RNA, 1731 nt
Organism: Solanum verrucosum
Lineage: Eukaryota; Viridiplantae; Streptophyta; Magnoliopsida; Solanales; Solanaceae
Product: ribulose-1,5 bisphosphate carboxylase/oxygenase large subunit N-methyltransferase, chloroplastic
Exons: 12
Coding region: 11-1525 (504 amino acids)
Biological process (GO): peptidyl-lysine monomethylation
Cellular component (GO): chloroplast
Molecular function (GO): protein binding; protein-lysine N-methyltransferase activity; [ribulose-bisphosphate carboxylase]-lysine N-methyltransferase activity
Source: RefSeq, a predicted model, not a curated record
UUCUCUAUCAAUGGCGGAAGUUUCUAGAAUUCUCCAAUCAGUUCUUCUUCCUCCUUUCUCCCAUAAACUAGACGGAACCACUAAUUCCCAUUUUAGUUCCUACAAAUUGUAUAGAAGAAACAAACUCAACAUCAGUAUCCGUUGUUCAUCAAUUUCUACAACUGAAACAACCAAAUCCACAAAGACCCAGAACAUUCCAUGGGGUUGCGAAACUGAUUCUAUAGAAAAUGCGUCGAAUUUGCAGAAAUGGUUGUCGGAAUCAGGGCUUCCUUCUCAAAAGAUGGACUUACAAAGAGUGGAUGUUGGAGAAAGAGGACUCGUAGCUAACAACAAUAUUAGGAAAGGGGAAAAGCUGCUUUUUGUUCCUCCUUCACUUGUCAUCACUGCUGAUUCGAAAUGGAGCAAUUCAGAUGCUGGUGAUGUUUUAAAACAAUACAAUGUACCAGAUUGGCCUUUUAUUGCUACAUAUUUAAUAAGUGAGGCAAGCUUCAUGAAGUCUUCAAGAUGGAGCAACUACAUAUCUGCCUUGCCUAGGCAGCCUUACUCUCUCUUAUACUGGACUCAAUCAGAGCUAGAUAGGUACUUGGAAGCAUCACAAAUAAGACAACGGGCGGUUGAAAGGAUAAAUAACGUCAUUGGAACGUACAAUGACUUGAGGCUCAGAAUAUUUUCCAGGCAUCCUGAUUUAUUUCCUGAAGAGAUAUUCAACAUAGAGACUUUCAACUGGUCAUUUGGAAUUCUCUUUUCACGUUUGGUCAGGUUACCCUCUAUGGAUGGAAGAGUUGCGUUGGUUCCUUGGGCAGAUAUGUUGAAUCAUAAUUGUGAGGUGGAAACAUUUCUUGACUAUGAUAAAUCAUCGCAAGGAAUCGUCUUUACAACAGACAGGGCAUAUCUGCCAGGUGAGCAGGUUUUUAUAUCAUAUGGAAGGAAAUCUAAUGGAGAACUUUUGCUUUCAUAUGGAUUUGUUCCUAAAGAAGGGACCAAUCCAAGCGACUCAGUUGAGGUGUCAUUGGCACUUACGAAAUCUGACAAAUGUUACAAAGAGAAGGUGGAAGCUCUAAAGAAACAUGGAUUAUCAGCAUCGGAAAGUUUUCCAGUACAAGUUACUGGUUGGCCACUGGAGUUGAUGGCUUUUGCUUAUCUAGUGGUCAGUCCACCUAGCAUGAGCAGACAGUUUGAAGAGAUGGCUGCUGCUGCAUCAAAUAAGGCAACAUCAAAGAAAGAUAUCAAGUAUCCAGAAAUAGAAGAAGAUGCAUUGCAAUUUAUUCUCGAUAGUUGUGAAUCUAGCAUAUCAAAGUAUUCCAAAUUCCUUCAGGCAAGUGGAGAAAUGGAUCUCGAUGUAACAAAUCCAAAGCAACUAAACAGAAGAGUGUUUCUGAAACAGCUAGCAGUUGACCUGUGUACAAGUGAGCGAAGGAUUCUCUAUCGUAGCCAAUAUAUAUUGAGGAGAAGAUUGAGGGACAUAAGGAGUGGAGAAUUGAAGGCUCUGAAUUUAUUUGAUGGACUUAAGAACCUUUUUAAAUGAUUCUUCGUGGAUUUUGAAAUUGUUUCCAAGAAAGUUUGCCACUGUCUCAAUGAUCAAUCCUACAGCACAAGUUGGAGUUUCCUGAACUCUCUUCUCUCAGUGUAUAAUUUGCUAUUCUACCUUCCAGCUUAAUUAGUUUCAAGAUUGUUUGUAAUCUCCAAACUUUUUGCUUACUGUUAUGACCGGUUUGAUGUUGCCAUGUGUCU